Molecule: messenger RNA, 1498 nt
Organism: Protopterus annectens (West African lungfish)
Lineage: Eukaryota; Metazoa; Chordata; Ceratodontiformes; Protopteridae
Gene: NKX6-3
Product: NK6 homeobox 3
Exons: 4
Coding region: 164-1123 (319 amino acids)
Biological process (GO): regulation of transcription by RNA polymerase II; cell differentiation
Cellular component (GO): nucleus
Molecular function (GO): DNA-binding transcription factor activity, RNA polymerase II-specific; RNA polymerase II cis-regulatory region sequence-specific DNA binding
Source: RefSeq, a predicted model, not a curated record
CAAGACUGAAUAUCUUAAAAUAUAUGUAUAUAAAAUAAAAUGAAACUUCUUCCGGUAUAAUGCUCAGACAACAGUGGAUAAAGAGACUUGUUUUUUUUGUGAGCUUUUGCUGAAUGCUCCAAAAACAUUGAUAAAAGAGAAAGAUAAAUCAGAACAUGUUGUAAUGCCAUUUAAUAGUUCUAGAACUUUAUGUUUCACGGAUAAGUUGAAGAAUUGCUCAGAUAUUGGACCACAGAGCAUUUCAGUUUGCCAACAGAGCAGUGAAAUACAUAUUUUUUGGAUGUGGGCAACUUCUGCAUCUUCAGCUUCCAGCAAAAACGGCCCAAUGGAGCUUAACACACAGGGGCACUUCUUAAUGACCGAUCACAGCAAUCAUUCUUUGAGACACUUUGCAGAAAUGAAAUCACCAGUGUGUCAAUAUUCGGUGCAAAACUCUUUCUACAAACUUCCUUCACCAGCAUUCAGUUCCCCACUGACAUCUGGCACCCCGCACGGCAUCACAGACAUCUUAAGUCGGCCAUUGGCAGCUCCAAAUGCCACUGUAUUAACCAACUAUCCACAGAUGGGAGGCUUUGGAAGCAUGAAUCCCCAAGGUAUGUGCUACAGUCCACAAAUGGGGGGAUUCUCCAAAUCAGGGGGAGAGUAUCCCAUCAGGAGCCGUAACAGUUGGGAUGACAUGACUCCAGAAUGGAGGAUUGGACACCAGCUUUUUUCCAGGGUCAGCAAUACAUGCCUUGGGGUUGAUGCAUCCAGCAAAAAGAAGCACACACGUCCAACCUUCACUGGGCACCAGAUAUUUGCACUAGAAAAAACCUUUGAGCAAACAAAGUACCUGGCAGGGCCUGAACGAGCCAGGUUGGCAUACUCAUUAGGAAUGACAGAGUCACAGGUCAAGGUAUGGUUCCAGAACCGAAGAACAAAAUGGAGAAAGAAAAGCACAGUGGACCCCACAACAGCAACACGGGCUUCAAUGAGUACUGCUGGCCGUACCCUGUCAGAAAACGAGGAUGACGAAUAUAACAAGCCUCUGGACCCUGAUUCUGACGAUGAGAAAAUACGUCUGCUGCUACGGAAGCACAGGGCAGCCUUUUCUGUACUCAGCUUCCAUACACAUAAUAUUUAAGUUGAGAAAAAGACAAUCUUGUUAAAGACUUAGGAUUUUCAGUUGUUGCCAUGCUUCCCAGGUUUUUCACAGGCAUCAGUUUCCCAGAAUCAUGUCAAUAGCAUAAUUUUGUGAUCACUGUCUUUAGUACUAGGUUGGAAGAUAAUUUGAAAGCAAUGCGAUAAAGCAUUCAUUAAGUUAAUUGGAGAAAUUUACCACUCACCAGUCUAUGCAAAUGCUUUGUACGGAGGAGAACACAAGGACACCAGAAUUGUCAGUCCAGUUCAAGUAUGCCAAUAUAAGUCCUUUUCAGUUUUAUAUACCAAUUGCCAAUGACUUUUCCAAAAUGUCUCCUGAAAUGUGUGAUUUUACAGCCAUACUCUGCAAAAUUACAAA